Anopheles nili is the source of this 2241-nucleotide messenger RNA. RefSeq lists its product as uncharacterized. Lineage: Eukaryota; Metazoa; Arthropoda; Insecta; Diptera; Culicidae. The record is from RefSeq and is a predicted model, not a curated record. Gene Ontology annotation, cellular component: membrane. The transcript has 3 exons. The coding region runs from base 1 to 2241 and encodes 746 amino acids.
AUGCCGAAUCUGAUCAUAUCGGGAAUUUUAUGCAUCCUUUGCUUAAGCGUUAUAACCACGGGACAAAGUGCCGCACGCCGUUACGGUUCCGCAAGUAUACCAGCUCGCCGUCCAUUGACCAGACAACUCGUGGUGCAAUGUCCGGCUCCAUACUUCCCCAACGGAGAAGCAAAACUUCGCAACCGUGGUCGGAUGAUGCGAUUCGAUUGUUCGUACGGUUUCAAGAUAGUUGGUAAUCGGUACUCUAACUGCCAAAACGGCCGGUGGGACACCUCGAUACCGGUUUGUGUGAAAUCUGGCUGUAGCACGCUGCCCCUGGCAGAAUCCGGAUACAUUCUGUACGAGCAAAAUAAAGCCACAGCGUGGCUGUCCUGUUUCGAAGGGACAGAGCUGGCUGGAUCACGAUACACUUACUGCAACGGAACGCACUGGGAUCGACCAUUGGGAGUGUGUCGUAAAACCGGUGAAGCCACUCCGACCACGUGCGAUUUUGAGUCGGAAUCGCUGUGCUCUUGGACAAACGAUGCGUUACACGAUUUCGAUUGGAAGCGCAGCGACGGAACGUUAAACCCACGUGCCCUCAGGACAGGACCAAAGUACGACCACACGACAAUGCAACCAAAAGCGGGCCAUUUCGUUAUCGUCGAUUCGAACGAGCAGCUGACGAACGACACGGCCAGGUUCAUUUCGCCCAUGUUCGAACCGGAACUCAGCACCGGUGCCUGCUUCAAGUUUUACUACCAUAUGUACGGUGAGGCGGUGGGCACGCUGAAGGUGUACGUAAAACCCAUGGCCAGUGACCUGUACGACCUGAAGCCACUGUUCACGCAGGAGGGCAACCAGAAGAACGUGUGGCACGAGGGUUAUUUCGAUAUCGCGCAGCAAACGGAACGGUUUCAGGUCGUGUUUGAAGCGAGUCUUGGGAUGCGAUACAAGAGUGAUAUCGCGAUAGACGACGUUAGUUUGCUGCAGGGUGAAAGCUGCAGGCAGGCGGUUGAGGAUGGGAUGGAAAACCCCGACGAGCCGCCGACGGAUGUGGAAAAAAUACCGGUGAUGAUCGAAUCCUGCGAGAACCGGUGCGGCAGCAGUAUGGCGGCUGUGCUGAAUAGCAGCGAUACGAUCGUGCACUGCGAUUGCCACGAGGAUUGCGUGAUGACGGUGUCCUGUUGUCCGGAUUACCGUGAACGGUGCGUGUUUGAUGUUUUGGUACCGGAUGAAAAUGUUACGAUCGUGACCACGACCACGACCACCACAUCCGUUCCACCGACGACGCCGACGACGACAACGGUCGAGGUUAAACCGACUACGACAACGUCCACGAGUACCACUAGUAGUAGCACCGUUCAGACUCCUUCUACCAGUCCGUCCACGGUGCCAUCGACGACUUCGACGGAGGCUAAAACGACUCCUCGAACAUCUUCGAGCACACCCGUGACUACCACAAAGCGGUACAAUCUACGUCCAUCCAGACCGCCGUUGGUUCCAAUGACUAACCGACCACGGUUGAGCAUAAACUCCACGACUGUGGCAACCACGCCGACGACAAGGUCGACGACUGCAGCAUCCACAUCCACGGUUAUGGUCACGAAGGAAGUUACCAAAGAAUCCGACAUGGUUACUUGGAAUGCGGGGUUGGAAACUUCAACGGUUGAAGUGAUUGCGUCGGGUUUUGAGAUUGCGCCGGUAUUCGCCAGUGAAACAAACCACAACCAACCGAGCUUGAUGAAGAUUUUCAUGUACACGGUGGUGGGAUUGACGUUGUUCGUGGUCAUCCUGAGUUUAUCGUUCUACCACGCGCGAAAGUCACGCUCGGGCGUGUUGGCACGUUUGAAGGAGAAGUCUCAGAAAAGCGGGUUCGAGGAUAUUCGGUUCCUCGCGGGAGAGGAGGAUCUGGAUUUUAACAUUUCGCAUGAACCUACCGAGAGGAAAGGGAACGGCAAAAAGGAUGAUAAAUCGCAGGAAACCAAAACGCAGCAGAUUGGUGCCAUGGCGGAAGGGAAGCAGUGCAAGAAGAAAGCGAAUGCCAAAUGUGAAAGCAAACCAAUGGAAAACCCCUAUGAUGAUAUGAGCGUGGUGCCGCAAGAUAAGGGCAGAGACGGGGAUUCUAGUGACGAUUCUACGGACGAGGAAGGCGAUUAUGGUGGUGCUGGCGGGAAAAAGACACACUCGAAGGCGAACAAAAAACCAUAUCAGAAGUAUUUAAAGCACCACGAUGAGGAUAUGGAAUCGACCUUACUGUGA